GGGAGCCCGGGAGCAGGGGCGAGAGAGCGACAGCGGGGCCGCCGGAGGAGCCGUGGGGUCUCCCAGCCGACCCUCGACCCGACGCGGGCGGCCGGGACCCCGGGACCGCCGGGCCGGAGGCAUGGCCACCACGUUGGACUUGAAGUCCAAGGAAGAGAAGGACGCAGAGUUGGACAAACGAAUCGAGGCCCUUCGGAAGAAGAAUGCAGCCCUGAUCCGCCGUUACCAAGAGAUCGAGGAAGACCGGAAGAAGGCAGAAUCGGAGGGGGUGGCCGUGACGGGACCGCGCAAGGGGCGCCCUGCCGAGAAGGAGAAUGUUGCUGUGGAUAUGGUGACGGGGCCCCCAGUCAGGGUGUGGGGGCUGGGGGCUGGGAUCGUACUGCCUGCUGGCUUACCUGCUUCCCUUAUCUGUCACUUGCAGGAGAAGAGCAUGGGCUCAGGCCGCCGGCCACCUGCCCCUGCCCGGGCCCACGGGAGUGCUGGGAAGGGGGGCCGCAGUGCCCCACUGCGAGGAGGCCGGGCUAGUCUGGGCCGGGGGUCCAGGUUCUGGGAAGAAGAAAUGGUGAUCUACGUGGAGCCACCCCCAGCACGGAGCGGAGGAGGCCGGGGCCGUCGAGGCCGGGGCCGAGGAGGGCCAGCUUACUCUUCUGGGAGCAGUGCGGUGGCAGGGGAUGCCCCUGUCCCUGAUAGGAGAUCCAAGGAGUGGGAGGAGCGACGUCGCCAGAAUAUUGAGAAGAUGAAUGAAGAGAUGGAAAAGAUAGCCGAGUAUGAGAGAAAUCAGCGGGAUGGGCUGCCUGAGAAGAACCCUGUCCGGAAUUUCCUGGACGAUCCUCGUCGCAGUGGACCUCUGCAGGAAUCAGAGCGGGACCGUCGGGAGGGAAGCAGGCGCCAUGGGCGGAACUGGGGUGGUGCUGACUUUGAGCGUGUUCGCAGUGGCCUGGAGCAGGAGCGUUCUGGCCGUCGGGCAGGACCUGGUGGGGACAUGACACUGUCCAUGACGGGCCGGGAGCGGGCUGAAUACCUGCGAUGGAAGCAGGAGCGUGAGCGCAUUGACCAAGAGAGGCUACAGCGGCAUCGGAAACCCACGGGCCAGUGGCGCAGGGAGUGGGAUGCUGAGAAGACAGAGGGCAUGUUCAAGGAUGGCCCUAGCUCUGCCUCAGAGACACCCACGCAUCAUGAUGAGGGCAGUAGCCGACCCCCGAAACCCCCAACCUUUGGGGACUUCUUGUCCCAACACAAGACAGUGUCUGGCAGCCGUAGGAGAAGAAAGACAAGCCGUCCUCGGGUCAAGGGACCACCUCGGGGCUACAGCCACCAUGAUGACCGGUGGGAGCCCAAGGAAGAGGAAUUGCCUGCUGCCCCCCCAGAGAAACCCCCGGUCUCAGAGCCGCAGCCUCAGACCCCCAGUGCAGCCCCAGAGCCCCCAGCUCCAGACGAAACCCCAACUACUGCUGACGAGGAUGAGGACCAGUGGGAAGAUGUGAGUGGUGAAGAUGAGGCGGAGGAUGACGAGGAGGAGGAGGAGGAGGAGGAGAAAGAGGUUCAGCAGCAGGCAGGUGCUGGGGGCUCAGGGCAGGCCCCAGGGCCUAAGCAGGCCAGUCCUGCCCCGGAGGUCCGAGCCCCAGAGGUCUCCGCCCCGGCCAGCCCCUUCUCACCCUCUGGAGGCCACCAGCCAGUGUCUGACUGGGGAGAGGAGAUGGAGCAGAACUCCCCCCGAGCCGCCCUCCCUGAUCCCGGCUCCAGCCCUGGUUCCACCCCGCCAAAGGAGGGGAAGUGACUGGCCCGCGGGAUGCAUGACCUUGACCAGGAGAGCCCCCUCCAGUUCACACUGACCCAUCCCCCCUGCAGAGCUGGAGGCUAGAAGGUUGCUCGGAAGGCUGAUGAGGCCCUCCUGCAGGAUGGCAGUGGGUGGGAGGGACUGCUUCUCCAGAGCAUUCUGUCCUGUGCCCUCCCCACAGCCCCCAUGGUCAAGUUCUGGGUCGCUCAGCCCAGUGACUGGGGGAGGGGGGAGGGGAAGGGGGCUGGUGUCCUUAGGGAGGGGGGGGUGGUGGAUUCAUCCCUUCCUGGUGCGGGUCACUUUCCCUAAUGCUUGGAUCCCCUGCCCCCGUGGUAUGGAAGGGAAGGGCCUCAUCCCUUUCCUUCUUCCUGUGUCCCUCCCCCUCAAACCUUAAUAAAGGAGCCGAUUGUAAAUAAA
Vombatus ursinus (common wombat) is the source of this 2194-nucleotide messenger RNA. It is a transcript of the gene CCDC9, whose product is annotated as coiled-coil domain containing 9. The coding region runs from base 122 to 1777 and encodes 551 amino acids. The transcript has 11 exons. The record is from RefSeq and is a predicted model, not a curated record. Lineage: Eukaryota; Metazoa; Chordata; Mammalia; Diprotodontia; Vombatidae.